AAACAUCAUUAAGGAAAAGCCGGAAAUUAAGGAAAAGAGAUCGAGAAUUAUUUGGUGGGAGGGUGGAGAUGGCGAAGCUGAUGAGCAACAAAUGGAUGGCCACCGUGGCAGGCAUAUGGAUCGAGUCUAGCUGCGCCCUAUACACCUUCACCAUCUACUCCUCAGUAUUGAAAUCUACCCAAGGCUACGACCAAUCAACGCUCGACAUCGUCUCCGUCUGCAAGGACAUCGGCAGCGUCGGCAUCCUCGCCGGCUUCUUAUACUCCUCCGUAACAUUCCGUAACCGUAACCGUAACCACUCGGGUUUUGGUGGGCCAUGGGUGGUCGUCCUGGUGGGGGCCAUCAUGAGCUUCGUUGGCUACUUUCUAAUAUGGGCUUCCGUCGUGGGGUUAAUCCCUCGCCCCCCGGUGCCGUUGAUGUGCCUCUUCUUCUUCUUGUCGGCUCAGGCUAUGUCUUUCUUUACCACAGCCAACACCGUGUGCGGCGUUCAAAACUUCCCUUAUUCUAGUGGGACCGCUGUGGGCAUCGUCAAGGGCUUUAUGGGUAUUAGUGGAGCAAUAGUAAUCCAAGCGUACGACACAUUCUGCAAGGGAAACGCGAGAGCCUUCCUGCUGAUUCUUGCUCUGUUGCCUACGUCCGUCUCUCUCAUGCUUAUGUUUUUUGUGAGAGUCUAUAACAAACCAAACACAAGUGAUCAUGACAGGAAGCACUUAAAUCGUUUCACUGCAGGAGCUCUGAUCAUUGCUGUUUAUCUCAUGAUCAUAAUUAUCUUGCGAAACAUCCUCACUUUGCCCUCAUGGGCAAGCAUUUUUACCUUUACACUACUUCUUUUGCUUCUACUUGCAUCCCCACUUGGAAUUGCAGUCAAAGCCCAGUUGGAGGACUCCAACAUCUGUUCGGAAACUUUGUCCGUUGAGACAAGUCCUUUGAUGGAGAACCAUGACGACAGAAUUCUGCCUGAUGAUCAUGAAGAGGGCAUGAAUGUUUUGCAAGCCAUGUGGACCGUAAACUUCUGGUUAUUGUUUAUUGCCGCGGUAGGUGGAAUGGGCUCUGGGCUGGCUUUGAUAAAUAACUUCAGCCAAAUAGGACAAUCUCUCAAUUACGCUACUCUGGAGAUUACCAAUUUGGUCUCUUUAUGGAGUAUAUGGAGCUUUUUUGGCCGCAUUGGAGCUGGGUAUUUGUCAGAUUAUUUGCUACACACAAGAGGUUGGACAAGGCCAGUUUUGAUGGCAAUUACUCUUGCCGGAAUGGUGGUCGGUCAGAUUCUAAUUGCUUUUGGUUUCCCCGGAAUUUUAUAUGUGGGUUCGAUUCUGGUGGGAAUCUGUUUUGGCUCACAGUGGUCACUAAUGCCGACGAUCGCUGCGGAUAUAUAUGGUGUGAGGCACCUGGGUACCAUUUACAACACUAUAGGUAUAGCAACUCCUCUUGGAUCUUAUAUUUUCUCUGUGAGAGUCAUUGGCUACUUUUACGACAAGGAAGCAAGCGGGGAAGAUGACUCCUGCUUCGGUACUCAUUGCUUUAUGUUAUCUUUUCUGAUUAUCGCAUCCGCGGUCUUUUUGGGUUUUCUUGCUGCUAUUGCCUUGUUCUUUCGCACCAAGAGUUUCUAUCAACAGGUUGUGCUCAGAAGAUUGAAGCAUUCUGUAACAUCAUGAGACAACUUAUGUUUCUCAACUGUCUCAAGUGUAAUCGCCCGGACUAAAUUGUCUUAAUUUCAUAAUUUGUUCUGGGAAUUUGUUAUAUGGUUACUGGUUAGGAUUGAGAUCA
This is a messenger RNA of Corylus avellana, 1764 nucleotides long. RefSeq names its product protein NUCLEAR FUSION DEFECTIVE 4. The record is from RefSeq and is a predicted model, not a curated record. Gene Ontology annotation, cellular component: membrane. Lineage: Eukaryota; Viridiplantae; Streptophyta; Magnoliopsida; Fagales; Betulaceae.